This is a messenger RNA of Spodoptera litura, 4628 nucleotides long. It is a transcript of the gene Ndfip, whose product is annotated as Nedd4 family interacting protein. The record is from RefSeq and is a predicted model, not a curated record. Gene Ontology annotation, cellular component: endoplasmic reticulum; perinuclear region of cytoplasm; Golgi apparatus. Lineage: Eukaryota; Metazoa; Arthropoda; Insecta; Lepidoptera; Noctuidae. Gene Ontology annotation, molecular function: WW domain binding. Gene Ontology annotation, biological process: ubiquitin-dependent protein catabolic process; positive regulation of protein ubiquitination; vacuolar transport.
AUGAAGAGAGGUGCGCCUGCUCUAACUUGCAGUGAUAAAUUGUCGGAAAAACCUUGGACGAUGCGAAGAUCAUUAUUAUAUUGUGUCUGAAUUGCAAUAUAGUUUCUGUACACGCGUUUUCGUGAAAAUAGUGAACUAUUUAACUGUGACAAUUCUAAACAGUGGACAUGAGCCACCCUCGAAGUGAUGUCAACAUAUGCACGGCGGCGCAGCUGAGAGUGAUGUUGCCGACGUCAGUGGAACAUAGUAUGCCUCCACCGUUUAUCGAUAUAAAUAAUAUUCAUGAUAUACCACCUCCUCAAGCAGAUUUCUCAGCACCGCCCCCUUAUGAUGUGGCUGCAAACUCCAAACUCCCUACAUAUGAGGAAGUUCAGAGGGAAAAACAGAUGGAGGGGGAAGACCUGCCACAGAUGCAAGGCCCCCCUCCAAACCACCCGACGUUUGCGGCCUUCGUAACGGUGGAACCGACCGAGGGUUCAGCUGAACAACUGGAUCCCGAGAACAGUCUACUUGGCACAGACAUCAUGUUCUUAACAUCAUUUUUUGUGGCAUUCCUGUUCAACUGGAUCGGUUUCCUGCUCCUGAUGUGUUUCUGUCACACGGUGGCGAGUCGCUACGGUGCUCUGGCCGGCUUCGGACUCUCUCUCGCUAAAUGGACACUUAUUGUGAAACACUCCACCGAGCUCGCGUCCCACGAGAACUCCUGGCUUUGGUGGCUUAUAAUGGCGUUUGGUAUCUUAAUCUGCGUUCGUGCUAUCAUCCAGUACCUGAACAUCAAGCGCGGCUGGCGUCUACUUUCUGGCACGGCUCAAGAGCGACUGCUCUUCUUCUACUAAACCGCACGCUUUUGUUUCACUCACACUCGCAUGUAAGCUGGUAGUGCGACAAGGAUGGAUAUAUGUUUCUCGUUUAGAUUGUAAUGUCGUUAUAGUAAAGUGUAAAGACGUAAGAUGUAUCCUUCACUGCGAGUUGUCUUGCCCUUUACGGUGAAGCUAUUGGGAUGAAUCUAUGAUAAAAAAGUAAAAUGAUUGUUUAGAACAUGCUUAGUGAAUGUUUAAGAAAUAUCAGUAAUGCAUAAGGACAUCUAUUAACUUCUAAAUCCGUGUUAUCACACCAUUGAUCGAUACUCAGAGACUGUAAAGACAUACUAGAGCCAUCUAGUGUUUGAGAGAUUUUAACGAUUUUACAAAGCAGCGCCAUCUCUGUGUCGCAACAGACAACAUGGUUCUAGUAUGUCUAAUAUAAUCUCUGUCCGGAUUGUUACUAUCAUCACAGAGUUGUGUUUCAAAGACAUGAUAAGCCAAUAUUUUACUAUGUGUAGAUAUAAUUUUAAUUUAUUAUUAUAAGUAGCUCAGCUUUAGUCUUAUAUUUGAGCAGAUAUUUUUUAUAUAAUUAUGCAAGUUUGAUCGGGCCGAUUGUGAAUGGAUAGGAAUGUCUCACCGAUGUGAAGUGUAUUGGUAAAUAAUAUUCGGGUACUUAUUUUGUAUAGCACUACUAAUGGUUAAAAGAUUACAUUUAAUUGGAUUUAUUAAGUUAAUAAACUCGAAUUAUAAUUUUUCGAUCAUGUGAAAUCAUUCCGUGGGUGUAAAGUGCACUAGUUAAGUGUAGAGUUGUUAUUGUUAUAUUUCUAAGCUAAAGCACGCCGUCGUUGUUCGAAGUCAUUACAACAAUUACUUCAGGAUGCGUCCGUUUUAAACGAAUGUACAUCUCGCCUGCGCAUUUGCCUGAUACGGAAACAAGAUUUUUCUACAUACAAGGUGACUUGUAACUCGACGUAUUCCUCUCGGGAGGUGAUAAUACAACUAAUUUCUUACAAAAUUAGCCCUGGGGUCCGAAAGUGGCUAGUUUCUGAAAUAUUCAACAUUUUCUGUUUUGGCGAGAGGAAUACGUUGAGUUACAAGUCACCCUGUAUACAUACUUUAAACUUAUGUAUAAAGCUGAAAAGGUUGUAUAUUCGUUUGAACGCUCUAAUCUCUGGAACUACUGCCUCGGGUUAAAUGUUUUUUUCUCUAUUGGAUAGUCCAUUGAUCAAGUAAGGCUUAUAGACGCUACGAUUGAUAAGAAGCCAGCAGCGGGGGAAACCACGAAGGAGUGCCUAGUAGUACUAUAAAGAAGUAGCCGAAGCCUUUGCAAAUGGAAAGUAAUUUGAGCUUCAAAUAUUUUUCCAAACAACUUUAACCUUUCAUGUGUCUAUACGCGGAUCCACGCGAGACACAUUGCAUUUUCUAUUGUGUGUCAUAUCAGCGUAUUGCAGCGGUUAAAUAUUUGGUUUUAAGCUAGUUUUGGUAAUUACCAAUUUUAAUAUAAUUUAUAUUGUUUUUUUUUUGUUGUUUGGAAAUAGGUAUGUCUAUUUGCUUACACAGUCCCCGUUAUGGAGUUACCUUCGAUAGUAUUUUCCAUACUGUUUUUCAAAAUUAAAGGCGAGAUUUAUUCGGUUGAUGUCAUAUGAAGGUGCUUAUAUGCUAAAAGCCUUUGUAUAAGAUCUGAUUUUAUAUUUUUGUCAAUGAAAAUUAAAACUGCUGUGGUGUUAGCUUUAUUGCUAUAUUUGAUCACCGACGGAGUGUUGGUAAAAUAAAAUUUAUCAUAAAUUAAUUAAUUAUUAAGGAUCAAACUAGUGGCGAGGUCUGUUAGCCCCCUGAUCUCUGUAUUUUUUAUUUAAUUCAGUUAAAUAUGAAUUACAAUUCAUGUUACAUAUUAUAUUUUCAUCCACUGACUUCGUGGUGUAACUUAAUUGUAUUUUUAUCGAUAUAAUGACAUCACUAUGAAACAAGUUCGUUCAUACUUUAAACUAAGAGAUAUAUAACAUAUAUAUUAUUUAUUUAUAAUGUUAUUUUGUGAACGUGAUGGACCAUGGGUUUAACGAACCUCGCCGUGGUAAUAUGUGUAUAGAGCUAAAAUGGUGACUUAGAGCCGCGAUGUUAACAGCUAGUCUGUAUGUCUAUACAUUUUGAAUAUAAGCAACUACUUUAUUAGUUUAACGACUGAAAGUUUCACUGUAAAACUGAAAAGUUAUUGUUUCGGUUAAUAUAUAAUCGUUGCUUCUAAAGAAAGCACAAUUUAUUCAUGAUACAUUAUAAAAUAAUGAACGGAAAAUAGAAAUGGGGAUGCUAGAAAAACCAGACGAUUAAAAUAAUUUCUGAACCUAAAUAGACCGUAAGUUAAAGGCGGUAAAUAUGCUAUUGUUUUGGCCAAAAUAAUAACCGAUGGGCCAGCAGCCUACAGCAUAUUAAAAUUUUGUCUAGCAGGGCGCGCGAAAAGUAACUUGUCUCAUAGUUCUCAUUUUUUUAACAAAUAUUUAUUCGAUUGAUCUGACAAAGUAAUUUUGUGCUCAAACAAUCGCUUAUCGUUUACAAAUGUAACUUUCUUUCAUUUUAAAUUAAUAAAGUAGUUACCUUAUAAAUAACAAUGUGCUUUUACCGAUCCCUUUUAAAAUAGUCAUACUUAAAUUAUACAUUAUGUACCUGAUAAUAAGGUUCAAAUUGCAACUGUUUGCGGAAAAAAAUGUAUACGUUAGUUUCUAUAUUCCUUUGACUUUUACUGAAUUACAACGAAAGUGAAUGAAUUAAGUAUUAAUUUUAUUUUAUAGAGUAAUUAGACUUAUAAACAAGAGGCUAAUAAAAUUGAUCAUAAAGUUACCUAAUAUUAUUUUGUAGUCUGAAUUUCGUAAUAUAGAUAUUUUCCAGAUGCUCAACACGACACUAGCGCCUCUAAAAAUGAAACUUUUCAUUGAAAGAUCUCGUCAAGUAUUAAAUAUUUUAGGUUUCGAAACGGUUAUCUUUUCCGUUUUUAACUUACAUUUGUCUCUUUCUAUCAAACCAAUGAAAGAAAGAGAUAGAGUAACUAGAUAUUGGUGUGAAUGGAAACCUAAAAUACUCAUGAAACAGAUAUUAUUAUUUUUUAAAUUGAAAUUAGUGGUUUUGUUCCUAAAAUAAAUUAUUUUUCUUAUAUUUGGAGAGGAUUCCAGCGAUACUAAUUUCAGCGACAUAAUGAAAUGAGACAUAUAUUUAACAGGGGUCGGUAACUAGUACAUUGACCAUGUUUUUUGUAAAAUCCUAAAUACAUAACGACUGCUUUAAGAUUGAACCUCAAUAUGUUAUCAAGAGUAAUAUGUUAAGUUGGGUGCACAUUGUGUCAAACUUCAGUUCUGUCACUAAUGCGCGCUACACAGUACGCACCUUACGAUUUAACUGUACAUUUGAACUAUACAAUUAUAAUUGUACACUUCGACUGUACAGAUAAAUAAAAUACUAUUUAACUACAUACAGUAUGUACAGUCGAAUUGUAUAGUUAAAUCGUAAGUCCGUACAGCCUACACACCUUCAAGGAAAACUGUACAGUUGCAUAUAGGGCUGAUGCCGAUACGGAGCCGGGGCGAACGUAAAAGGGGUGGAUGGGGUGGUUUUUAGUCAGUAAGAGUCUAACACUCCCUCCUGCCUCCCAGAGGCGGAAGAAGUCAUUCGAUGAUUUUCAUCCCUUAAAAAAAGGUGUGUAGCCUACAUAAUUAAGAAAAUUAAAUUAUGGGAUACUGGUACUAGGGCGGCUGAAAUUCUUUCAAUCUUGAAUCUUUGUAUAAAUUUUUUAUCAUACUUAUAAACCUAGUUCGAUCCAUAGAUUUUGGAUUUAAAUCA